This is a messenger RNA of Phaeoacremonium minimum UCRPA7, 534 nucleotides long. RefSeq lists its product as hypothetical. The transcript has a single exon. The coding region runs from base 1 to 534 and encodes 177 amino acids. The record is from RefSeq and is a predicted model, not a curated record. NCBI's taxonomy places the organism in Eukaryota, Fungi, Ascomycota, Sordariomycetes, Togniniales, Togniniaceae.
AUGGCUCACCCAAGCUCUUUUGUGGGUCGUGCUCGACAACGCGUCGCACAGUCACCAGAUUUCCCUAUUAAAUCCGAGUUUAGUCACAUUGAAGACAACCUUGUAUGGGACAUGUCAAUAUUGGGCAUGACGGACGACGAAAAAGACUCGUUUGUUCACCAGGUCGUUCCCGAUGAUACACCGCUGGGCCUUACCUCUCGCGUGGCAACGGAGGCGGAGAGCGCUGACAGUGUGCUUCGAGAGCAGAGAGAGCAGGAAUGUCUUCGUCGAAUUCUGUCUACCUCAUUGCCUGAGGAGCUGGAUCAGAUAGAGAGCAAGGUGAAGGAAAUGUUGCUAGCGAAGUUGGGAUAUGAGUACGACAAGCUAUGCGAGAGCCAUCCGGGUGGUCAGGACGAAAACGGACAAGAUCUCGAUAUUGAACCAGCAAAUCGCAACCAGGAGUUGGCUUUACAGUAUCGAGCGCAAUCUAGAAAGGCCCUUGAGAAUACCAUUGCUGCUCUCGUCCCAAACUGGCAAGAUGAUGCGGAGCUAUAG